AUGAUAUACCAAAAAGAGAAGCAGAAGACAACAAGAUAUUUCAGCCAGUCUGGUGGCAGUCUGACAGGCAGUGAAGGACAGCAAAAGGCUCGAGAACAUGAAGAACUUGCCCAAGAGGCUAUGGCCUGGAUCCUGGUUGUCGGCCAUGCCCUCAACCUGGUCCUAAAUAAGGUUUCUGCAACAUCAGUGUACAGCUUGGGAAUUGCGGCCUGGUAG
Molecule: messenger RNA, 216 nt
Organism: Aspergillus nidulans FGSC A4
Lineage: Eukaryota; Fungi; Ascomycota; Eurotiomycetes; Eurotiales; Aspergillaceae
Exons: 2
Coding region: 1-216 (71 amino acids)
Source: RefSeq, a predicted model, not a curated record